UAAAAACACUGGUGGGAGGAGUCUCCACACUGCUUCCUACUCCAUUUUCUCUGGGGCAGUAGCAGAGUAGGAGCAAGCCAGCACUAGUAAGCUAACUAAGUGACUCAACCACGGCCUUUUUUCCUUGUUAUCUUUGCAGACACUUCAUUUUCUUAGCAUUUCUGGAGAUUACAACAUACUGCGGUUCCGUUUCUGGGAACUUUACUGAUUUAUCUCCUCCCUCACACAAAAUAAGCAUUGAUUCCUGCAUUUCUGAAGAUCUCAAGAUCUGGACUACUGUUGAAAAGACUUCCAGUGAGGCUCACUUAUGUCUGUAAAGAUGGAAAAAAAAUACAAGAACAUCGUUCUACUAAAAGGAUUAGAGGUCAUCAAUGAUUAUCAUUUUAGAACGGUUAAGUCUUUACUGAGCAGCGAUUUAAAACUUAAUUCUAAAAUGAGAGAAGAGUAUGACAAAAUUCAGAUUGCUGACUUGAUGGAAGAAAAGUUCCGAGGUGAUGCUGGUUUGGGCAAACUAAUACAAAUUUUCAAAAAUAUACCAGCCCUUGAAAACCUGGCUGAAACUCUUAAAAAAGAAAAGUUAAAAGCAAAAGGAUCAGCCGCAUCAAGAAAGACGAAGAAGGCAGUGGAUGCUGCUUCACCUGCACCCUCCACAAGCAGCACUGUCAAAACUGAAGGAGCAGAGGCAACUCCUGGAGCUCAGAAAAGAAAAAAACCAACCAAAGAAAAGGCUGGACCCAAAAGGAGUAAAGUGUCCGAGGAGCAGACUCAGCCUCCCUGUCCUGCAGGAGCCGGCAUGUCCACAGCCAUGGGCCAUUCCCCAUCUCCCGAGACCUCAUCGUCAGCUCCACCCAACACUUCCUUAACUGAGAACCCGACAACAGUGGCCAGAAGAAGUGUUCUCCAAAAAGGUCCAUUGAUAGUGAAGGUACUGAGUACAACAAAGCCAUUUGAAUAUGAGACCCCAGAAAUGGAGAAAAAAAUAAUGUUUCAUGCUACAGUGGCUACACAGACACAGUUCUUCCAUGUGAAGGUUUUAAACACCAGCUUGAAGGAGAAAUUCAAUGGAAAGAAAAUGAUCAUGAUAUCAGAUUAUUUGGAAUAUGAUAGUCUCCUAGAGGUCAACGAAAAAUCUACUGUAUCUGAAGCUGGUCCUGAUCAAACGUUUGAGGUUCCAAAUAGAAUCAUCAGCAGAGCAAAGGAAACUCUGAGGAUUGAUAUUCUUCACAAACAAGCUUCAGGAAAUAUUGUAUAUGGGGUAUUUAUGCUACAUAAGAAAACAGUAAAUCAGAAGACCACAAUCUAUGAAAUUCAGGAUGAUAGAGGAAAAAUGGAUGUAGUGGGGACAGGACAAUGUCACAAUAUCCCCUGUGAAGAAGGAGAUAAGCUCCAACUUUUCUGCUUUCGACUUAGAAAAAAGAACCAUAUGUCAAAACUGAUUUCAGAAAUGCAUAGUUUUAUCCAGAUAAAGAAAAAAACAAACCCGAGAAACAAUGACCCCAAGAGCAUGAAGCAACCCCAGGAAGAGAGUCAGCUUCCAAAUCCUUCAGACACCAGCACAACCUCCUCUGAGAGCCAUCUUUGGACGCCUCAGAUGCCACCAACAACUCCAUCCAGCAGUUUCUUCACCAAGAAAAGUGAAGACACAAUCACCAAAAUGAAUGACGUCAUGAGGAUGCAGAUACUGAAGGAAGAGAGUCAUUUUCCAGGAUCGUUCAGGACCAGCAUAGGCCCAGCUGAGAGCUAUCCCCACACUCCCCAGAUGCCUCCAUCAACACCAAGCAGCAGUUUGUUAACCACGUUGAAACCAAGACUGAAGACUGAACCUGAAGAAGUUUCCAUAGAAGACAGUGCCCAGAGUGACUUCAAAAAAGUGAUGGUGCUGAACGUAACAGAAUCAUUUGUAUAUAAGCCCGAAGAGCAGAAGAAAAUGUUUCAUGCCACAGUGGCAACUGAGAAUGAAGUCUUCCGAGUGAAGGUUUUUAAUACUGACCUAAAGGAGAAGUUCACCCCAAAGAAGAUCAUUGCCAUAUCAAAUUAUGUUUGCCGCGAUGGGUUCCUGGAGGUAUAUCCUUCCACACUUGUGGCUGAUGUGAAUGCUGACCGAAAGAUGGAGAUCCCACAAAGAUUGAUUAGAAGUGCCAAUACAACUCCUAAAAUCAAUCAGCUUUGCUCACAAACUAAAGGAAGUUUUGUGAAUGGGGUGUUUGAGGUACAUAAGAAAAAUGUAAGGGGUGAAUUCACUUAUUAUGAAAUACAAGAUAAUACAGGGAAGAUGGAAGUGGUGGUGUAUGGACGACUGACCACAAUCAACUGUGAGGAAGGAGAUAAAUUGAAACUCACCUGCUUUGAAUUGGCACCGAAGAGUGGGAAUACCGGGGAGUUAAGAUCUGUAACUCAUAGUCACAUCAAGGUUGGAACUUUAUGGGAAUAUCAUUUUUCCAAAGUGGCAAAUCGUUUUGUUUAUACUUUAAGACGACUAGACUGCUACUAUUACAGAGAGUCUAGCAAGUGGAAAAGGAACAAAGCCUUGCACUUUACUGGGUGUAAACUUCCCAUCAUUGUUUUUAAAGAAGGAUACUUGUAUUCAUGAUAAAAAACAUUAGAGACUUUCAAAGGCUAUGAUACCUAAGUUAAAUAAGAAAGAAUUGGUUGCUUUUACCACAGUGUGGAGAUAAUUUAAUAAGAAUUUGGGUUUGGUUAAGGCACAUUUGUUUCAGCUGCUGGCUCUGUGAUUUUCUAGUUGAUUAAAGACUUACACUAGGAACCUCAGGUUCAUCAUUUGUGAAAUGGGAGAAAUAUUGUCUACUAUAGAGGGUCAUCAACUUAGCUCACAGCAGCCCUAAAUUACCAAGAAUGCAUCUGAGCAAAUCAGAUCACAAAGGUACCUGCCUUUAGUGAGAUGCAUACACUGGUUUACAUCAGACGGAGGUAGCUGGGUCUACAGAACAAAGUCCAUGCUUUUUGGAACACUAACAAAGGCUAAUAUUGGAAGGCAAACAGUUCAAAACAAAGGCUGACAUAUUCAGGCACACACAUGCUCUCAGAUUGCUCCAGUUCUUGGGACCAUCAGUCAAACAUUCCAAGCCUUCUUUGAUAGCAGUUGCACCAGGAAUACCUUUUGUACUCUCCUCCUUCCUUUCUGCCCAAUGAAAACCUUCUCCUCAACUCUUGUCAUUGGGUGCACCAGCUCCUUUCUCUCUCCUGUUGUUCCCUGACAUCUCCUGCUCUUUCACUUGCACUCAUGCUAAGUAGGAGUGAAUAUCUCACUUCACGGUCCAAAUUAAACAGAGAGGCAUGACUCAAAGGUCAAGAAUUUAUUAAAGGAGAUAGAUGAGAGUGAGAAAAGAAUCAUUUAGAAAGGAAUAGGGGAAGAGAUACGGUGCAUGGGGAGGAGAUACAGUGUGAUUGAAGGGAGAAAUGUGGGAUCACCAGCAUCUCAACUGGUCUUUCUCUCUUUCUCCUUCAAGGUCAUCAAGACCAGGAAAAACAAGAAAGACACACUCAAUCCUGAUUCAAGUAUGGAAACUUCAGCAGACUUUUUCUUCUAAAAUCUGGAUGUCAUUGACGAUAAUGUUUAUGGAGAUAAGGUCUAAGUGCCUAAAAAAUGUACAUAUACCUGGUUGAAAUACAACACUAUACAUACACACCACCACAUAUACCAGCUGUUAAUCCUAUGGAAUGGGGUAUUGGGAGUGCUUUUUUAAUUCUUUAUUGUUUUUUUUUUUUAUAAAAUGGCAUAUUUUGCAUCUACAACUUCUAUAAUUUGAAAAAAAUAAAUAAACAUUAUCUUUUUUGUGAAAGGAA
Symphalangus syndactylus (siamang) is the source of this 3804-nucleotide messenger RNA. It is a transcript of the gene IFI16, whose product is annotated as interferon gamma inducible protein 16. Gene Ontology annotation, biological process: cellular response to interferon-beta; activation of innate immune response. Gene Ontology annotation, molecular function: double-stranded DNA binding. Gene Ontology annotation, cellular component: nucleoplasm; nucleolus; cytosol. Lineage: Eukaryota; Metazoa; Chordata; Mammalia; Primates; Hylobatidae. The record is from RefSeq and is a predicted model, not a curated record.